CCCGCCAAUUCCUGUGAUUUCAAUUUCAAUCCAAUAUUCUCAAUUUCAUUAUUUCAAGAUGUUUAAUAUAAUGUGGAGCAACAACUAACGUAUUUUUUAGUUUCUAUUUCUGUAUUUAAAAUAAAAAAAUAAUAUCUUCGUCAUUUGGUGAACUCGUUAUUUAACUCUUGGUAAGAUACGAUAGUUCUAGAUAUUUUGAAUCUACGUUUCAAAAAUCAGGAUGGUAGACUGUGAAGAAAAUAUAGCCAAGAAGGCUAAACCUUCGAAGAAUGAAAUUGUUAUUGAAAAGCCAAGUAAAGUUGCCUUACCACCUAAAGUUAAGCCGGAAAGGUGUAGCAUAUGCAGGCAGUUCAGUGACGAUAUCACUCUGUAUAAUGGACAUCCUAACAAUUCGGUUGAAGAAUAUAUUGCACUCACUAAUGAUAAAUUAUCCUUAUUUACUGGAGAAGAAUCGCAUGAACAAGACUGUCGUCCUACUCACAAGGUUACCCACUUCAAUAUCUAUUGCAAAAAUGGUCAUUUGUGUCCUUUUUAUUCUGGACUUAUCGAAACAGAUGUUCUGCUUUAUUUUUCGGGCCAUAUUAAACCAGUUUAUGAUGAUAACUCUAAUCCUGAUGGUGGUAUUCCUGCCUUCGAUAUGGGUCCUAUUAAUGAAUGGUGGACCACAGGCUUUGAUGGGGGUGAAAAAGCUCUCGUUGGAUUUUCAACUGAUUAUGCAGAAUAUUAUUUAAUGGAACCAUCAGAAGAAUAUAGACCUUUUUGGGAGGCUAUAAAUGAAAAGAUACAUUUAUCUAAAAAAGUAAUUGAAUAUCUUCUUGAAAAAGGUUUGCAGAAUCCAGCUUAUGAGGACUUGCUAAGAUUUAUUUAUUCUCUGGGAAAUUAUCCUCAAGCUGAGGAGUCUUUGUUAAGACAUGCUCAAUUCAUUUGCGAUCAGGUGGUUGGAUUUGAUGCAUCUGCUGCUACAGAUAACAUGGAAAAGCCUCUUAUAAGUUUACCAUGUAUGCGGUCUUUAGUGAAAAUGGCAGGGGUAGUUUUUUCUGGGAAAAAAAGUAUGAAAAAACGAGAAGAUAAGACUGUUGAAGUAAAAGGAACUACUUGGUGCAGAGCAGCAACCACAAGUUUCAUAGGAGAGAUAUUUGAAACAAGUUUCAAAGAUCUCUCUAAUAACAAUGGAAAAGAAGCAAAAGGACGCCGUCGAAGACGUUGCGGAUUAUGUGAAGGUUGUUUGAGUCCUGAAUGCGGAGAAUGUUCCCACUGUAGAGACAUGAAAAAAUUUCAUGGUCCUGGUCGAACAAAACAGGCAUGUAAACGGAGGGUUUGUCCUUAUAUGGCUAUUGAAGAAGCGGAUAAUGACAGUGAUAUUGAUGAAGAUAAGGACGAAGUGGCAAAUAUUCGGGAAACAGAGAAUAAAGCUUGUUCCACAAAAAUUUUACACAAUGCUGUGGUGUUCCCUAAUGAUCCAAUAUUUGUAGACAGUGAGAAAAAAUUCUUCAACUGUGCUUUAGUAGAUGAACUCAAAGUAACCGUUGGCGAUUUUGUAAUUUUAAAUUCAGAGAUUUCAAAAAAGUUACCACAAAUUGGAAAAGUGAUUUUUAUGUAUGAAAAUAUAUUUACAAAUGGAAAAAUGUGUCAUGUCCAAUUAUACAGGAGGGGAUGUGACACUAUACUAGGUACAAUUGCAGACCCGAGGGAAUUAUUUGUCACCGACCAUUGUGAAGAAGUACCUUUAGGAAGUAUAGUACGACAUGCUCACGUGGAACACAUUAAGAAAGACCCCAAUUGGGCACUGAAAGGUGGCAUGGAGGAUUUACCCAGACUAUUAGAAUAUGACUUUUUUUUCACUUCAAGAUUCGAACAAGAGGAAAGUCGUUUUGUAGAUUUUUCUGACGAAUUUCAAGACAAAAGCAGUUUUAAUGAUUGCAAUUCUUGUAGGCGCAGACUUGCAAGAAAAACAAGUGCAUUGGUCCAGUAUGAUGGGAAAGAAAUUAAAUGGAUGAAUGAAACUUUUACUAUUGGUACUUGCGUCUUCCUAAAACCAGAGACGUACAAAUUCAAAGUGGAAAGCAACAAGGAAAAGGAGAGAAUCGAGGUGGAUACUGAUCUAUAUCCAGAAUAUUAUAGAAAAGUAGCAGAGAAUAAGAAAGGUUCUAACUUGGACACACCAGAAACUUUUAUUGUUGCUCGAAUCGAAGGAAUAAGACAUACAGAAAACGAAGAUACAAAACUUGAAGUUAGGAUAUUCUAUAGGCCCCAACAUGUCGAGUGUUCCAUUAACUUGAUGUAUGACAAAGACUUAAAUUAUGUAUAUUGGACAGAAAAAAUAAUUGUGACAUCGUUUGAUAAUGUUAUGGGUAAAUGUUAUAUCUUUUAUGGGGAUAAUUUAUCAGACAGAAGACAAUGGAUUGCCAAGGGCCCAUAUCGGUUUUAUUUUGAGGAAUCCUAUGAUCCUGACACUCAGAAAAUUGAUGAUGUACCAAGUUUAGCCACUAAGCUAGGCUUACAAGGAAAAGGGAAAGGAAAAACAGGGAAAGGCAAGUCGAACAGAUCAGAGGUGGAGCCUCUUGUAUCACCACCGGAAUGGCCAAAAGUUACAACUCCCUUGAGAGCUAUGAACAUCUUUGCAGGGUGUGGGGGUCUGUCUGAGGGCCUUCAUCAAUCUGGAAUUUGUGAAACAAAGUGGGCUGUGGAAAAAGAAGUGGCAGCGGCUGAAGCUUUUAGACUGAAUAACCCGAAAUGUAAAGUUUUUACUGAAGAUUGCAACGCUCUGCUUCGAAUGGUUAUGAAUGACAAGGAGGCAGCUAAAAAAAUUGGCCUUCCUCAAAAGGGUGAGGUGGAGAUGCUAGUUGGAGGACCUCCAUGUCAAAGUUUCUCCGGCACGAAUAGAUUUACUGCUGGACAAUAUUCUAUAUUCAAAAAUUCCCUCAUCGUUUCUUAUCUCAGUUUUUGCGAUUAUUACAGGCCGAAAUAUUUCGUUUUGGAAAGUGUCCGAAAUUUUGUCUUUUUCAAAAAGAGUGCGAUCUUAAAAUUGACGCUAAGGUGCUUGCUAGCCAUGGGUUAUCAAGUUUCGUUUGGGAUUCUUCAAGCAGGACAUUACGGGGUACCCCUAAACAGGAGGAGACUUGUAAUAAUGGCGGCAGCACCUGGAUACGUUCUUCCCAAGUAUCCAGAAGCAUCCCAUGUUUUCAAUAAGAGAGGGUGCAAUUUAUCUAUUGUUGUUGACGGUCGUAAAUUCGAUAAUGGGGUUAAAUGGAUUGAAUCGGCACCUUAUCGCACCAUAACUGUCCGUGACUGCAUCUCUGAUCUACCGGAAAUCAAGAACGGUUUCAGUCAGCCGGAAAUCCAGUACGAUUCAGAACCCCUUUCGCAUUUCCAAAGGCUGAUGCGUGGUACUGACACUACUCGAGUAGUUCGUGAUCACAUCUGCAAAGAAAUGGCACCCUUGGUGGAGGCACGUAUCGCACAGAUCCCAACUUAUCCCGGAGCUGAUUGGAGGGAUCUCCCCAAUAUGGUUGUAAGGUUAAACAAUGGCACAUUCACACAACUAUUGAAAUAUACGUACAGAUCUAAAAAACAGAGUGCUAAGGAUCCCCCUCGUGGCGUUUGUCAAUGUGCUGAAGGAAAAUCAUGUGAUCCGUCUGAUAUUCAAAUUAAUACUCUCAUUCCUUGGUGCUUACCGCAUACAGCCGAUAAACAUAACCAUUGGAGUGGUCUGUAUGGGAGGCUUGAAUGGGAAGGAUUUUUCAGUACCACCAUAACCAAUCCGGAGCCAAUGGGAAAACAAGGAAGAGUUUUGCAUCCUUCACAAAACAGAGUAGUGAGUGUCAGAGAGUGCGCCAGGUCACAGGGCUUUCCAGAUAAGUUCAAAUUUUAUGGCAAUAUUCUGGAUAAAUAUCAACAAAUAGGCAAUGCUGUGCCCCCACCUAUGGCUAUGGCUAUUGGGCGGGAAAUAGUGAAAGCAUUAGUAUUGAGUGAAAAAACGCAAGAGCCAAUAGAAUUUGAGACAAAUGGCAUCACUAAAAGUGAAAUAAAAGAUGUGAUAGGUGGAGAGAAUGCAACAAUGAACUGCCGUAAAAGUGAAUAA
Molecule: messenger RNA, 4081 nt
Organism: Coccinella septempunctata (seven-spotted ladybird)
Lineage: Eukaryota; Metazoa; Arthropoda; Insecta; Coleoptera; Coccinellidae
Product: DNA (cytosine-5)-methyltransferase PliMCI-like
Exons: 16
Coding region: 221-4081 (1286 amino acids)
Cellular component (GO): nucleus
Molecular function (GO): chromatin binding; DNA (cytosine-5-)-methyltransferase activity; DNA binding
Source: RefSeq, a predicted model, not a curated record